Molecule: messenger RNA, 1309 nt
Organism: Drosophila montana
Lineage: Eukaryota; Metazoa; Arthropoda; Insecta; Diptera; Drosophilidae
Exons: 2
Coding region: 36-1277 (413 amino acids)
Source: RefSeq, a predicted model, not a curated record
GCCAUAGACCAGACGCUCUCUGUUUCCUAUUAACAAUGUCCUCUAAUAAUGAUGCCUACAACUCGGAUGAGUUGGAAGCACCCGACUGGCUGAACAAGCAAUUCUUGCAAGAGGUGCUAAUGCAGUACUCCAAAGACCCCAGUCUAAAAUUGACUGAUGUGCAGAUAUCCCCGGCCAGUGCAAAGGGUGAUCAUUAUGCGAGUGUCAUGUUUCGGACCAGCGUUGAGUAUCUAACACAGAAGGGAAAGUUUUCGAAAUCGCUGAUUAUUAAGACAAUGCCCGAGAUGGAAGGCAAUAAAAAGGAGUUUUUGGGCGAUUCCCCUAUAUUCCAGACAGAGAUCGCCAUGUACACGGAAGUGCUGCCCAAGUUCGAGGCGAUAUUACGCGAGGCGGGCGAAGAGACAACGUUUUGUACAAGAUGCGUCUAUCACAGCUUGGAGCCGCGACAGGUGAUGAUUUUCGAGGAUCUGGUGCCUCAGGGCUACGAAGUGAUACGCAACCGAAAUCUUACCUUAGAUGAACUGCGGUGUGCGCUGAGAAAACUGGCGAAAUGGCAUGCCGUCAGCCAGAAGUUGUUGCAGGAGCAGCCGAAUAUAUUUGACAGACUUAAAUAUGAUAUAACGACAUUGCCGAACUUUUUCGAACAGGAUUUUGUAACCAAAGCCCUGCCCACCUUUAUAGAUAUGAUUGGUCAGGUGGAGAGUUUAAAGGAUUAUCGCAAAUACUUUGAGCCGAUGCGUCAAAAUAUAAUCAAGCGCUGGGCAGACAUUAUACGUGAAUAUCGUGAGAAUCGGCAAGAAAAUUCCUAUUACGUUCUAUGCCACGGCGACUUUCAUGUGCGUAAUUUGAUGUAUAAGCUCGACGACUGCAUGUUGAUUGAUUUCCAGAUGUCCUACGUUGGAUCGAUGGUUAACGAUCUGCUUUAUGCGAAAUACAUGCUAUUCGCUGCCGAGGAACGUCUGAAUAAUUCUGAUGAGCUCAUCUCCCACUAUUUUGAUACCUUCUUAGCGACAUUAUCAAAAAUUGGAUACAAAGGCGAGAAGCACAGCUUGGUAGAGUUGCGCAGGCAGAUGUUUGACAGGAGAUUCAGUGAUUACAUGCUGCUCACUUUGUUAUUGCCUUUGUCGUAUAGUAUGCGUCAGAAUAAGGAUCCUGGUGACAUUCUACAGAGUGAAGAACUUCGCGUUAAUAUUUAUUAUAAUAAAGAUUACCAGAAGGAACUGGAGUAUUUACUACCUCGAAUGCUGCAACUGGGCUACUUUGAGCUGCCUGAAUAGUAGUUAAAAUAAAUUUAUCAAUUGCAAAAUCA